This is a messenger RNA of Cannabis sativa, 1441 nucleotides long. Its product is annotated as GDSL esterase/lipase At1g33811. The record is from RefSeq and is a predicted model, not a curated record. The transcript has 5 exons. Lineage: Eukaryota; Viridiplantae; Streptophyta; Magnoliopsida; Rosales; Cannabaceae. Gene Ontology annotation, molecular function: hydrolase activity, acting on ester bonds. Bases 122 to 1267 code for a protein of 381 amino acids.
CAUACCAUGCACACAUGAAUCCACCUAAUGCAUUAAAUUAACUAGCCUCCCAAAAAAUGACUAUAAAAUAUGUUGGCCUUAAGAUAUAGUUUUUCAAAAUCACCACAAUUAAGCUAUAGGUAUGAGGAUGAUGAAGAUGAGGUUCACUAAAGAAACUAUAAUAAUAAAACCAUCAUCAUCAGUUGUAGUAUUGAUGAUUUGGUUUUGGCUCAGUGGUUUGGGUUGUUCACAGCCACAGCAACAGCAGAGUCAAGUGCCCUGUUUUUUCAUUUUUGGUGACUCUUUGGUAGACAAUGGAAAUAACAAUGGUAUUAUUUCUCUUGCCAGAGCCAAUUACCAACCCUAUGGUAUUGACUUCCCACAAGGCUCAACUGGUCGUUUCACCAACGGCCGUACAUUUGUCGAUGUUCUAGCUCAACUAUUCGGGUUUCGAACUUAUAUACCACCUUAUGCUAGAACCAGAGGCCGUGCACUACUUAGAGGAGCGAAUUAUGCAUCUGGUGCAUCUGGAAUUCGAGAUGAGACCGGAAAUAAUCUGGGAGGUCACUCGUCUAUGAACGACCAAGUAUCCAAUUUUGGUGAAACAGUAGAACAAAUGAGAAGGUUUUUCAGAGGAGAUACCAAUGCACUAAACACUUAUCUCAGCAAAUGUAUAUUUUAUUCUGGGUUGGGAAGUAACGAUUAUCUUAACAAUUAUUUCAUGACUGAUUACUACUCAACUAGCUCACAAUACACACCAAGAGCUUAUGCUUCAGCACUUAUUCAAGACUACACACGUCAACUCACUCAAUUGUAUCGAUUGGGGGCUCGAAAGAUGAUUGUUACAUCAGUGGGCCAGAUUGGUUGCAUACCAUAUGAGUUAGCUAGAUUCGAUGGUAACAACAGCCGAUGUAAUGAAGAUAUCAAUAAGGCUAUACAAAUUUUCAACACACAGAUUAUAAGACUGGUCAACCGUUUCAACAGUCAAUUCCCAGGAGCCAAAUUUGUGUACAUGGAUUUUUAUCAGAGCACCGUUGAUCUAUACCGGAAAGCAAGAUCCUACGGUUUUGAGGAGUUAGACAAGGGUUGUUGUGGAGUUGGAAGAAACAAUGGGCAAAUUACUUGUUUGCCACUUCAACAGCCAUGUGAAGAUCGUAGCAAGUAUUUGUUUUGGGAUGCUUUUCAUCCAACUGAAGCUGUCAACAUUAUAUUAGGCAAAGCUGCUUAUGGUUCCAAAACGCAGUCGUAUACAUAUCCCAUAAAUAUCCAACAGUUGGUUUCACUUUGAUUAAUAUAUAAUUAAUAUUCAUACAAUAUAAUUAAUUAAUUUUCAUUUUACUUUUCCUAAUGUUCCAGAGAUAAGAAUAAGAAGCUCUUUAUUCUUCUUCUUAAUGUAAUAAAAGCACAUUGAUAUAAAUUAAUAAUAAUAAUAAUCUCAGAACAAUAUUAAUUGUCUUUGAUC